Molecule: messenger RNA, 924 nt
Organism: Arabidopsis lyrata subsp. lyrata
Lineage: Eukaryota; Viridiplantae; Streptophyta; Magnoliopsida; Brassicales; Brassicaceae
Product: 60S ribosomal protein L18a-2
Exons: 4
Coding region: 195-731 (178 amino acids)
Biological process (GO): translation
Cellular component (GO): ribosome; cytosolic large ribosomal subunit
Molecular function (GO): structural constituent of ribosome
Source: RefSeq, a predicted model, not a curated record
AACUUGAGAGAGGAAAUAACAAAAUUUCUAGUGGGCUAAGACAUGUUCUAUGAUUAUCAGCCCAUUGGGCUUUUACGAUAUCAGUUUUAGAAUUAGGGUUUUUGGCAAAUGCUCAUUUAUAAACUAGAAGAACCCUAGCCGCAUAUAUUUAUUUGGUUGAGGUUUCUACCGCAUUGUCUCUCUCCAGACGAAAAAUGGGUGCUUUCAGGUUUCACCAGUACCAGGUUGUGGGAAGAGCUCUACCGACAGAGAAGGAUGUGCAGCCUAAGAUUUACCGGAUGAAGCUCUGGGCCACGAACGAGGUUCGUGCCAAGUCCAAGUUCUGGUAUUUCUUGAGGAAGCUCAAGAAGGUGAAGAAGAGUAACGGACAGAUGCUCGCCAUCAACGAGAUCUAUGAGAAGAACCCAACAACGAUCAAGAAUUUUGGUAUUUGGUUGAGGUACCAGAGCAGAACUGGGUACCACAACAUGUACAAGGAGUACCGUGACACCACUCUUAACGGAGCUGUCGAACAGAUGUACACUGAGAUGGCUUCUCGUCACCGUGUCAGAUUCCCUUGCAUCCAGAUCAUCAAGACAGCCACUGUCCCGGCCAAGCUGUGCAAGAGAGAGAGCACUAAACAGUUCCACAACAGCAAGAUCAAGUUCCCAUUGGUGUUCCGCAAGGUUAGACCACCAAGCAGGAAGCUGAAGACGACUUACAAGGCCAACAAGCCCAACUUGUUCAUGUAAAACGUCUCUGAUUGACUCUUUUUUGGGGUGGAAUCGAUGUUGAAGCUAUGCUCUCUGUUGUUUUUGAUCUUUUCGGAUAUUUUUGUUUAUCAUCAAUAUGUUAGGCGUACUCAUGAAACUCAACUCGACUUUGUCUGGAUUUUAUGGUUCUUGUUUCCUGCUUAUGAAAAAAACUUUCCCUUAUUGGCUUUUA